AUUAUUUUGAUAUUUACAAAAAUAUUAUCGAAUUCAAGAAUUUUUAAACAUAUUUAGAAAUUUCUUUGUGGAAUAUAAAUAUACAUAAUUAACUAUACUCAUAAAGUAUUAUUAAUGCUUAACGUCUUCGCUUAUCAGAUACCAUCUGGCGUUGUUUAUGAAAAAGAAAAUUAAGUUUAUCGCAGCGUAUCAUACAAGUACGAAUUAUAAGGGAAUACAGCCAUGUGCAGUAUUAUUCGAUAUUUCGUAUUCAUUUGUUUAUUAUUCACGUGUGUAAGAGCUGUCGGCUCGUACAAACAUCGGGGUCUUUCCGAAGAGCUGAUUAGAGAGUUGUAUAGGAAAUAUAAGGAGGCACUGGAUAAUGAUUCAGAUCGUGUAAUUCUUCGACGCCAAUAUGACAAUAACCGUCUGUUCGAAAUACAUAUAGAGAAACUCAAAGAGGUUAACGGGCUGAAGAAACAUAACCUUCUUGUCAAAAGUAAACUACGAUCUGGUCGGAAUCAAUACAUUUACAUAAAUAACCCAGUGGAAUCGAGAGUUCCUCACGCCUUUCUGACUUUGGAGGAAUUUAAAGAAGCACUUACGAAGAGGAUAGAAUCGCAAAAAAUCAUUGCAACGCCUAAACAUUAUGUUCUAUUUUUAAGCAACAGUACAACGAAACGUAUAGAAAAAUACACGACAACGGCUAAGAUAGUUGGUAAGAGAAAGAAUACGAAGUCGACAAGGAAAAGUUAUUCGACACCAACGCAAGCAACUAUAGAGCAUAUAAUGGAUCGGUUGAGAAUGAGGCUCGUUACUAGGUCAGAUAAUGAAGAUAUUACUAAAGCCCAAACAAAGAUAAAAGAUCUACCUGAUUUAAUCCGUGCAUCUACGGAGAACAUUCUAGAAAAAGAAAUUUUCUUCAAAGAUAACUUGACAAAAAUAGACUCUAAUGAAAAUUCAGAUAUAAGCAAAGAAUUGAACAUUCCUGUUAAUAAAUCAAUAGUAUUGAAAGAAGUAGUGGAUCGAUUAUUUAAAAAUAUAUCUGAAUUAAAAACUCUGAGUUCCGCGGGGGAAUUUAAUGACCCGCCUUUAAUUACCGCUAGAUUUAGUCCUGUGCUCGACUCUGUGGGUUCUACAAAUCUAAACACAAUUGAAUCAGCUUCCAAAGAAGGACAGAAAGAAAUUUUUGAACGAGAUGUAAAUAAUAUAAGUAAAGCUAAGCCCAAACGGUCCACAACGGUUGCAUUUGAAGACAUAUUUACGUUCACAACACAAAAAAGAGAUGAUAAGACUCCUACAGCGGCAAAUAUCAAUUCAAAGAAACGUACUCACCUUAAAGAGAGUAAUAAAACAUCUAGAAAGAGAUCUACAUUAGGCAGGCCUCUUGUGUUCAUGGGUGGCCAAUAAAAUGGAUUAAAUAAUAUUCUUAUUGGAAUAAUAAAACAAAGUUCUCACCUUUAAAACAACAAAGAAAACAAUCCCAGCUAUCGCAAAAGCAAUAACUUUACUCUUCAACUGCAACAAACAUCACUAGAGCACUGGCUGUAUGCAUGUACCUUUGCUUGUCCGAAAAAGAGAAAUUUCUGUUCCCGCCAAAUUAUCUGUCAAACUAUCAUACGCGAGAACAUUGUACACUGCAGUUCUGAAUAAAGGCGCCACUUUACUGAUUACAAAACACAAUCUCACGUGGAACUGUGACCGUCCGCACCAUUAUAGAAAUGAAGGGCUGGAAGAGACGGCUCUAUUUUCAACACUCAAAAUGGAAAGAGACAACAAUAAAACGGCCUCGCAAUGUAAGCGGCUUACUGCGACCGGGACUGCUCAUUUGAGCGAAAGGGACGUAUAUAUUUUUAUCUCUAGUUGUGUUUUAAUUCGUGCCCCGCCCUCUUAUACACAAGUGGUGGGGUAAACUUGGACAGUUUUAAAUUAUCUAUUAUAAUAAAAUUAUUUGGCGAAUAAGGGGUUGGUUUUGGUAA
Messenger RNA from Leptidea sinapis, 1958 nucleotides. RefSeq lists its product as uncharacterized. The transcript is spliced from 4 exons. The record is from RefSeq and is a predicted model, not a curated record. Bases 223 to 1389 code for a protein of 388 amino acids. NCBI's taxonomy places the organism in Eukaryota, Metazoa, Arthropoda, Insecta, Lepidoptera, Pieridae.